Messenger RNA from Theileria orientalis strain Shintoku, 930 nucleotides. RefSeq names its product mitochondrial carrier protein. The coding region runs from base 1 to 930 and encodes 309 amino acids. Gene Ontology annotation, molecular function: S-adenosyl-L-methionine transmembrane transporter activity. NCBI's taxonomy places the organism in Eukaryota, Apicomplexa, Aconoidasida, Piroplasmida, Theileriidae. Gene Ontology annotation, biological process: transmembrane transport. Gene Ontology annotation, cellular component: mitochondrial inner membrane. The record is from RefSeq and is a predicted model, not a curated record. The transcript has 7 exons.
AUGGAUCAUGUAGCGAACGUUGUUUGCGGAGGUAUCGCGGGAGUUGUGGCAGAUUUAUCCUUGUACCCCUUGGAUACACUUAAAACAAGAUCUCAGGUAAAAAAGGAGAUUUUGUUCCCGAAUAAACCUGAUUUCCUAAAGUAUAAAAUCGUAUACAAACCUUCCAGGAAUUUCAGAUGUACAUCUCUCUAUUCCGGCUUAGCUGUGUUAAUCGGUGGCGAUUUACCAUCAUCAGCAGCCUUUUAUGGGAUAUAUGAGUUAACUAAAGAUAAAUUACACGCCAAUAAAGAUUCUGAUAAAAAGGCUGUUUUCCCGCUCCCUAUUAUUUAUUUUCUUGGUUCAACAUUUGGACAAAUUUCCAGCUUAGUGAUCAGGAACCCUUUUGAGGUUGUAAAACAGCAACUACAAGCUGGGUUGUAUACUAGAACUGCAGAGGCGUUUUAUAAUAUUCAACGGCUGCAGGGAUUCAGGGGCUUUUACGCAGGAUUCUUCUCCACACUUAUGCGUGAAAUACCCUUCGAUGGAAUUCAGUUUGUAUUAUGGGAAAAGUUUAGAUCCCUAAAUUCAGCUUCACAAUUGUCCUGCUUUAUUGCAGAUAAAACAAAUAUGUCCAGAAGUAGUGGGCAUGUAAUAGUGUCAGCACUUUGUGGCUCAGUUGCAGGAGGAAUAUCUGGAGCCUUAACCACCCCUUUGGAUGUCGCAAAAACACGAUUGAUGACACAGGGGAAAAAUAGAUUGUAUAAAAGCACAUGGGAUUGUCUAACCAAAAUCGCAGCAGACGAGGGACCGGGCUCUCUUUUCAAGGGUCUGGGACUGAGAGUGUCCUGGUUAACCAUCGGCGGAUUCAUAUUCUUUGCAGUUCUAGAGGCAGGAAAGGUGACAAUACGACCUGCAAUACUGAGAAGUUACGAUUCUAGAAAGUCAGACUAA